Molecule: messenger RNA, 954 nt
Organism: Ogataea haglerorum
Lineage: Eukaryota; Fungi; Ascomycota; Pichiomycetes; Pichiales; Pichiaceae
Exons: 1
Coding region: 1-954 (317 amino acids)
Biological process (GO): reciprocal meiotic recombination; meiotic DNA double-strand break formation; meiotic DNA double-strand break processing
Cellular component (GO): nuclear chromosome
Molecular function (GO): DNA binding; ATP binding; DNA topoisomerase type II (double strand cut, ATP-hydrolyzing) activity
Source: RefSeq, a predicted model, not a curated record
AUGACUACGAGCACCACUGAAAUACUCUUCCCGUCUUUGGAUUCAGAGAUCAACUUGAAAUUCGCUUGCUAUCUGAAAGUUCUAAGGUUAUUGUUCGACCAGGUAUCUUCUACGCCAAAUUCUGUUGUCUCCAAGCGACAGAUCUACUAUCGCGAUGUGACUCUGUUCAAAAAGCAGGCUGUGAUUAAUCAGUGUAUUGAUGAUAUUGCCAGCUCCUUCGGAGUAUCUACAGAGACUUUGGGAGUAGUGGCAGCACAGAAGGGGCUGAUCUAUGCAGAUCUGCAAUAUUACUAUAGAGACAAACUGGUCAAUCUUGAGAAAAACGAGGGCGCAACGCUCUUGCCGCUCAUCUCUCUCGAGUCCCGUCAUGAAGACUUUCGCUUUAUUUCUUCUUGUCCAGAAGAGAUCAUCAUUGUGGAAAAGGAGUCGGUUUUUUCUAAAUUAUGCAAGGAGCACGGUCAGAAAAAUAAGAUACUUAUCACUGCCAAAGGUUUCCCCGACAGACUGACAAAAAGGUUCCUGUACCAUUUAACACAGCAUUACCCAGAGGCAAAGGUUGUGGCGUUAGUCGACAGCGAUGUCUACGGAUUAAUGAUAUUGAAGGAGUACAAAUAUACUCCUGCAAUCAAGAUCAUCGAGUUCCCGAAACUGCCAAUCACAGUCAAGGAUCAAUUUGCCAGAAAAACCAUAUCAAAGCUGGAUGAACUAGGUCACAUGAAUCCGAGCUGGUACGUUUCUCCGUGUUCGAGAUUAGAGUAUGGUGGAACGUUUCUUUUUGACAACGCCAAUAGUCUCGGGCAUUUAGAUAUUACCUGCAGGGACUUCAACAAUAUGAAGUCCUUUUUACGGACGCUUCUCGAGUUCGAUCAUGGAUCUCCCGAUCCCGAAAUGAAAAAAGUGGUGAGAGAGCUUCAAAUGGGGAUGUUUUUUUUCAAGAAAAGGGAAAUGGACUAG